Xiphias gladius (swordfish) is the source of this 2127-nucleotide messenger RNA. It is a transcript of the gene pycr3, whose product is annotated as pyrroline-5-carboxylate reductase 3. The coding region runs from base 28 to 1323 and encodes 431 amino acids. Gene Ontology annotation, biological process: L-proline biosynthetic process. The record is from RefSeq and is a predicted model, not a curated record. Lineage: Eukaryota; Metazoa; Chordata; Actinopteri; Istiophoriformes; Xiphiidae. The transcript is spliced from 7 exons. Gene Ontology annotation, molecular function: pyrroline-5-carboxylate reductase activity.
AGCUAGCCGGGCAACGUUGCCACAACAAUGGACGACUCCGGUAUCAAGAAGCAGAAUUGGGACGUGAAGGAGACGGAGUUAUUUCUUGAGAUACUCAAGGAGCUGGACAUGAAGAAAUGCUUGGACGGGAGGAAAGUGAGGAAUAACAAACUCUUCAAGGUGGCACACAGGAGAAUGACAGCGGCCGGCUAUCACAGAUCCGUGGACCAGUUGAAGUUUCGCUGGAAACUCCUCAAAAGUGCGUACUACAAGUGCAAGAGGGAGCCCGACUCCCCGGCCCCGACCAAAAUACAGGGCUGGUGGCGGUACGAAAAGACAAUGGUGGCUAUCAUGGAGUCCAGACACCCCCUGGUCGGAGCCGGGGUGAACUCUGACAGGAAUGACGAAGUGACAGAAGACUCGGAUGGAGAAGCAUCCAUGCUGCACUGGCCGCAGCCCUGCCCGGACAAUACCACUCAGAACCUGGAUUUAAUUAUCAAAAUGGACCCUGAGAUGGACUCGCAGCUGAAAAUCGGUUUUAUCGGUGCAGGGAACAUGGCCUUCGGCAUUGCAAAGGGUAUCUUGUCCGGAAAUGUUCUUCCUGUAAACGUCAAAGUGAGCGCACCGUCAUCCAGGAACCUGGGACGAUUUCAGGAGCUGGGCAUUGCCGUCACUCACUCCAACAUAGAGGUGGUCUGCGGUUCAGAUGUGGUCUUCGUGGCAGUCAAACCUCACCUGGUACCGCUAGUUCUCAAUGAGAUCUCGCAACACACGACUAACAGACACAUAAUUGUGUCUGUCGCAGCAGGAGUGACACUGGCAACGUUAGAAGAGCUCCUUCCAGAGAAUACAGUUGCCAUCCGACUGAUGCCAAAUCUGCCGUGUAUGGUUCAGGAAGGGGCUCUCCUGUUCGCACGGGGGUCCCAUGCGAAACAGGAGGAUGGAGCUCUGCUUCGCUCCUUGUUGCAUCAUUGUGGUUUGGUGGAGGAGGGACCUGAGGCCUGGAUUGACAUCCAUACUGGACUGAGCGGGAGUGGAGUAGCUUUCGUGUACCUGUUUGCUGAAGCGCUGGCAGAAGGAGCUGUGAAAAUGGGCAUGCCGAGCGCUCUGGCCCACAGCAUCGCAUCUCAGACUGUUCUGGGUGCUGGGAGAUUGUUACGCGACUCUGGGAAGCAUCCGGCCCAGCUUCGCUCUGAGGUCUGCACCCCAGGCGGAACAACCAUCUACGGGCUUCACACCCUGGAACAAGGCGGUGUGAGGGCAUCGACCAUGAGCGCGGUGGAGUCUGCCACUGAGAGAGCCAGGGAGCUUGGCCGAAAGUCGGCAGCAGGAAGCAGGAAAUGAUGGCUCCUGGUUGCCUUUUAAUAACUGCUCAUCGAACUUGAGUAAAGCCUGAUGACAAACUGACUUUUUGGCUCAACCUCAUGAUGGAACACAGAGAUAAAACAGGACUUGUCACUCUCUUUAUUUCUGUUUCUACCUUAUUUUCCCCCAUAACAAGUGCAUUUCAUACGUCUCCUCUUCUUUUUUGCCUCUCUGACUGAAAGGAUUUGCUGUGAGCGACAAGUGAAUAUUGGCUUAAUCUUAACAUUGACACUGACAAGUAAAUUAUUUGAUCCAUGACCCUGUGAUCUACAUUUUUUGAAAGAAUGGCUACUUUUACAUACACACCUGUAAUUCGUUUUCGUGUGUGUGUGUGUGUUUGUGUGUGUGUGUGUGUGUGUGUGUGAAUAUGAAUACAGAAGGAAACACUGAUGUCCUAAUAAUCUAAUAAUGUGGAGAGAGAGACCUAAGUUGUUAAUCUAACUACACUCUGUAGCAUCAAUCAGUCGAAGAAACAAUUUCAGAUUUGGAGUAAUACCUUACUACCAUGAUUGGGUUAUUAUGUGCAUGUAAUGUGUAGUGCAGAAUGUAGUUAAUUAUAUUCAAAUAUUUAUUAAUAUUUGGCCAAAUUAAGCAUAACAUUUUAAUACAGGAUAAGUUAUGGAUGAUCGUGGUUGUUCAGCUGCAUUCCAGUGAUAGUUACUUUCCCAGCUGUAGCUUCCAUGUAGUUGCUGGGUUUUUGUGGCGAAAUGUGUAGAAAAAUAUUUAUGAUCUACAAUGCCAAGUGUGUAGAAUCGAUUUUCAUAAAGUGUCAUGUGAACCGGA